This is a messenger RNA of Erigeron canadensis, 1203 nucleotides long. Its product is annotated as F-box protein 7. The transcript is spliced from 11 exons. The record is from RefSeq and is a predicted model, not a curated record. Gene Ontology annotation, molecular function: protein binding. The coding region runs from base 90 to 1070 and encodes 326 amino acids. Gene Ontology annotation, cellular component: SCF ubiquitin ligase complex. Gene Ontology annotation, biological process: SCF-dependent proteasomal ubiquitin-dependent protein catabolic process. Lineage: Eukaryota; Viridiplantae; Streptophyta; Magnoliopsida; Asterales; Asteraceae.
UGGUUGCAUACAAAACCACCCAAUGAGGAAAAAAUCUUCCCAAUUCCCAUUGCAACUCCUUCCCCUUUGAUCGGUUAUUAUUCAUUAACAUGGCUUCAGAAUUUGCAACAAAUAAUAUUGUGGCUGAACUUGAAACAGCCGCCCAGCUCAGGGCUGCAGGUUUCUUCAUUACACGAAGGCCAUGGCUUGAUCUAUACGGGGUUAAACUAAGACCAGUGGCUCCUUUUGGUGGUACAUAUGGGAAACCGGUAGUCGAUACAUCGAUGAUACAUAAAUACUUGCCCGAUGAAUUACUGUUUGAGAUCUUUGCUAGAAUGACUCCAUAUAACUUGGGGAAAGCAGCUUGUGUUUGUCGGAAAUGGAGAAAUACUGUGCGUAACCCUGUGUUUUGGCGCAAUGCAUGCUUAAAAGCCUGGCAGAUCUCUGGGGUGGUGGAAAAUUACAAGCUUAUGCAAUCUAAUUAUGAUUCCUCAUGGAGGAAGAUGUGGCUUUCAAGACCGAGGGUCCGCAUGGAUGGUAUCUACGUCAGUAGGAACACCUACAUUCGCGCCGGAAUAGCAGAGUGGAAGAUCACCAAUCCAGUUCAUGUGGUCUGCUAUUUCCGGUACCUCAGAUUUUAUCCUUCUGGCAGGUUUCUGUAUAAGAACUCAUCUGAUAAACUGAAGAAUGUUGCGAAAUUCAUGAACUUCCGCUCUACUAAAUCUUGUCAUAGUGGCCGUUACACAAUGUCUGAAGACAAGGUUGAAGGGGCUCUUCUGUAUCCUGGAAUGCGUCCUACUAUCUGGAGGAUCCGGUUGAGGUUACGAGGUACAGUAGCUGGGGCUAACAAUCGGAUGGAUCUUCUUUCAAUAGUUACGAGUGGUGUGCAAGAGAAUGAGGUUCCGGAACCUGACGGGGACAUUCUUGGGGUUGUUGUAGGUUGGGAAGAUGAUGAAACCCACAAUCCAGAAGUACCUGCUAUUUCUCAUACAAGAGGUCUAACACCUUUUGUCUUUGUUCCAUUUGAAGAGGCAGAAACAUCAGAUCUGAAUCUGCCCGUGGAACGCAUGGAUUACUAUGUACCUGGUUGAACGGUAAAGGUUAAGCAAAAAACCAGUAUGCCUUUUAAAUAAACCCACUCUCAGUUAUAUUUGCUGUUGUUGUAACUUGUAUGUUAUCUAUUAAAACUUGUCAUAGAAUGAAGGUUGCUUUAGUUUUUUUUAA